This is a messenger RNA of Lates calcarifer (barramundi perch), 7707 nucleotides long. It is a transcript of the gene baiap3, whose product is annotated as BAI1 associated protein 3. NCBI's taxonomy places the organism in Eukaryota, Metazoa, Chordata, Actinopteri, Centropomidae. The transcript is spliced from 34 exons. The coding region runs from base 247 to 3774 and encodes 1175 amino acids. The record is from RefSeq and is a predicted model, not a curated record.
UCGGUGGCGCGUGAGCUCAGGAAAGCAUUUCGAAGGACUAAAAUGAGCUUUUGUCUGUCGUCUGUUACAAGAAAAAUACCCAAACGUUGUUUUCACACAAGUUGAUUGCGCCACGUCUCCGGAAAGAAGAAAAACAGCGUCAACUGCUGCAGCGACCGAAGCUUUGAUUCACAGGAACUCUGACACACGCAGCAGCAAAAACAUUUCACACUGGAAAACUGUCAGGAGACACAGCAGUGAAACAUCAUGACGACGCUGCUGGACCUGAAGAGUAGUGUGCUGCGGCAGGUGCAGAGGAGCCAGUCACUGAGGAGCCGCAGGGAGCCCCCGCCUGCUGCCAGCAGCCCCCUCACACACUGUCCUGACCCCUUACCUCGCAGGAUUUCCGAGGAGAGCGUGGAGUUCUUUGAGCGUAUGAAUGCCAUCCUUCAGAAACAGGAGAACAUGCUGCGGGCUGCCCAGGCUGAGAGCCAAAGAGGGGCCUGCACAGUGCCGCCGCCCCAAGAGCAUGUGGAGCAAGCCUUUAUCCCUGACAGAAUCAGCAGGACAGAGCUGGACCUGCUUUAUGAGGAAGCUGUGUACACGGUGGUCAACAGGGUCGGAGUGGCUUCAACAGAACAUGUGAAAAGUGACGAAGAGCUGUUUGCGUACCUGCUAAAGGUGUUUGAUAUGGGCGAAGAGGAACAUGACAUCAUUCUCCAAAAAGUUCAAGAAUCCAAGCGAGCCAGUUUUUCCUUGAGAGUCUCUGUUAUGAAAGCAAAGAACCUGAUGGCCAAGGAUGCAAAUGGUUACAGCGACCCCUACUGCAUGCUGGGAAUCCUGGUGGGCCAGAGCCCCCGGGAGAUGGAGGAGAAGAAGGAGAGAAAGUUCAGCUUCAGGAAGAGGAAGGAGAAGUUGGAGAAACGCUCCAGCACCAAGGAAGUGUUACCCGCCCGGUGCAUCCAGGUGACCGAGGUCAAACCGGAGACUCUCAACCCGGUGUGGGACGAGCACUUUGUGUUUGAAAUAGAUGAUGUCCACAAUGACCUGUUACAUCUGGACAUAUGGGAUCAUGAUGAUGAUGUGUCUGUCGCCGAGGCUUGCAAAAAGCUCAAUGAAGUCAGUGGACUUCGAGGAAUGGGCAGAUAUUUCAAGCAGAUAGCGAAGUCAGUGCGUGCCAAUGGAUCUGCAUCCUCAGGCUCAGAGGAGAACGCCGAUGACUUCCUCGGAUGCAUCAACAUCCCUUUGAGUGAGAUCCCCGUCAUCGGCUAUGACAACUGGUUUAAGCUGGAGCCUCGAUCCAGCGCGUCUAAAGUUCAGGGAGAAUGUCACCUGAUUCUGAAGCUCUUCACCAGCCAGAGAGACACAGCUUUGUCCAAGAAGGACACAAAUGUCUCCAUUCACAAGAAACUUCUCAGUCAGAUUGUGGAGUAUGAGCACGCUCAUGUUAAGAGAGAGCCUUACAACUGGAAUGGGCAGGUUAGUCCUCCAGCGUGGACUGUGCUGACUCACCAUGCUGUGCAAACUGAUCUGUCACCUCUCCAACAGGCCAUUAUCCGCUGGCAGUGCUACAGCAGCCACCAUCGGACCCAGAGGGUGUGCUACUCCCUGCUGCUGCGCCUCCUGAGGGCCAUCGAUGCAGAAUGGGACCCUCCCACUGUGAGGGGAGACCUGGAGAGGCAGCUGUCAGACAGCUUCAGGCUGUACACAGAGCACUGCCUGUGCCUGAUGAAGAACAUGCGUCAGGUUUUCCCCUGCACCAGCGCUGCUGCCAUUACACGCUACGAGCUCAUGCUGAGGGGGAUUGGCUACAUGCAAAACAUGCGGGCGUUUAAGACUGUAUGUCCUCUUCGAAAUGAACUCCAUUUGGACAUCACUACUGCUGUCAAGAAAGGAACAGCAGAGUGGUAUGAGAGCUUAAUUGCACGAUAUAGACCAGAGGACGGGACUCUGGAGGAGCAGCUGAAGAAGCUGGUUCAAGUGGUGGAUGCUGUUUGUGCAGAUGUACAGAGAGCCCAGAACAUCUACAACAAACUCUACUACAGUGCUGUGAAAGUCGAUUUCUUCAGCAUAUCAUACAGGCAGUUGGAGAAACAGGUAGCUGAUGAUGUAAAUGUAGCAAUGGAGCGGGUGUGUGGGACUCUGGAGCAGGAGAGCUCCAGACUGACUCAAACAAUGGGAGAGACCAUCUUUGAGCUCUUCAUGUCCUUGAAAAUCCUCAAAGGCUUUCGGGAGUUUCUUCCGCUCAAGGAUGCUAAAAUGUUGGCCUUGACAGGCUUUCAUAACUGGUUCAAGUCAUCCAUUCAUAAGUGGCUGCAGAUCGUUCAUGACAGAUCCUGUGACAGGAUUCGUAAAGCAGUGGAAACAGACAAGCUGGAGCCUGUGCAGCAGGCCAAACACAGCUCCUCAGCAGUGGAAGUGGCAACCUGCUUCAGCCAGGUACGCGAGAUCUGGCUCCAGCUGGCCUGGCCAGACUCUGCGGGGGCCUUCAUCUUUGUCACUCGUUUGACAGACAAUUUCUGCAGUGAGGCUGUGUGCUACUCAGAGAUGAUAACACGCAAGAUUGAGAGGAACCAGCUGGGCCGAGACCACAAGAGCUUCACAGUGCAGCUCUGCAUCGCCCUGAACAACACAGAGCAUGUACGCGUUUUCCUGGGUCACCUGCCCCGCGACUUGGACUGGCAAGGUGUGGAGCGGGCCAUGGAGGAGUCAUGUGGGGUGGAGGGGAAGGAGCAGGUUUACAAGGCUCUCAAUGGCCAACUGUUCAACAUGGACUUGGACCUGCAGAGGGAGGCCAAACGUCUCAUCUCGCUGCUCACCGACAAGAUGCUGCCUGAGCUUCGGAGGUACAUCCAGCACAUCAGCCUGUCUCCAGACUCCAUCAACAAUGACGACGCUGUGUCCCCUCUCAUGAAGUACUUACAAGACACUAUGGUCAUCCUCACUGAAAACCUUGUAAAGGAGAACCUGACUAGAGUUCUCCAAAGCAUGUGGGAGCUGCUCCUGCGGAUGAUCCUGGACGCGGUCACAGAAAACAGAGGUGUUCAGGUGGAGUUUUACAACCGCUUCCAGUACACAGUGGAGACCGUGUUGCAGUUCUUCCAUGCUAGGGGAGAGGGUCUUUCCCUGGAAGACAUGAAGAGUGGAGAGUAUAAGGCCCUGGAUGAGGAGCUCAGGCUGAAUAAAUGUUCCUCCUUUGAGCUGAUUGAACAGUACUAUCUGGAGAAGAUCUCCCAGCAGAAAACACUCAAACACACCCGCUACGGUCGGAUCAGUGUGAAGUGCUACUAUGAUGCUCCAGAGCAGAGACUGACGGUGGAGAUCCUGCAUGCUGCAGAUAUCAUCGCAUUGGAUGCCAAUGGUCUGAGUGACCCAUUUGUCAUAGUAGAGCUCUGCCCUCACCACCUCUUCCCUAUGGCCAAGAGUCAACGCACGCAAGUGAAGCUCAAGACGCUGCACCCAGUAUUCGAUGAGCUCUUUUACUUCCACGUCAGUCCUGAACAGUACAGACACAGGUUUGCCUGUUUGACCUUCACUGUGAUGGACUACGACUGGCUUUCCACCAACGACUUCGCUGGUGAAGCCGUGGCUCCUCUCAGCGACUUCUGCUGGCCAGGGAGACCGAACGCCUCGCCCGCCGGAAAGAGCGUCCAGCCGGUCAUUCUGCACCUGUCUCGCAGUAAACCCAGUGAGAAGCCAAUCAUGAGGAUGCUGGACGCGCGCAUCGGAGACAGGGAGGCUCAGGAGUUUGUCCGCAGGCUGAAGGAGAUUGAGAAGUCAAUGGAGGAGGAGUAGAGGCUGUCAGCGCUGCCUGUGUCGGUGUUUUCUGAACCACGUCUUGCAACAUGUGCUUUUGUACUGGUACGAUGUUUACAAUAUUUGAAUUUUUCUUUUUUCCAAUAUUAUUGUUUGUUCAGUAAUUAUACCAAAAUGAAAAGAAAAAAAGGGAAACAGUGAGGCUUAUCGCUGUUUUCUCACUGGGAAAUGAACAUCCUGUCACUGUGCAACCCUAUGCUGUCUCAGUUAAACUAUAUUUUAGAAUUUAAUGGAUAGUUGAUCCUAAAUGUUACUAGUCUAUAUUUUUUGUAAUGAGGUAAUGUUAUCUUUGUUGUAUGAUCUUUGAUAUGAUAGAUUUAACAUUUCAGAACUAUUUUGUGGAAGUAGCUUACAUAUCCAAUAGUAUUCAGUCAAAGUCUAAAUCUAUACCUCAGAUAUGCUCAUUAGUUGCAGGGGAGUUUAACAGGUAUCGAGACUUUUCACAUUCUUUCACGGACAUUGUGGAGAUAAAAUGCAUGAAAGCCUAUUUAGGAUGUGAAAGCAUGAACUCACAUUCAUUUUCAAAAUCAUGUAGAUGCUCACCAACAAACAGCAAUGAAUAAAAGCACGUAUGUCAAGAAAAUCAUGAGGAAACAAUACAUAGCUUUGGGGAAUUGCACCUUCUGAGACUUGGUGUUUUAAGGCCAGUCAGACAGAUCAGCAGCAGGCAGGCCUGACACUCCCCCGAGGCACACGCCACAGCUCGGGUUCAUUUGACUUUUCAGAUUGCUCUUCACAAAGCUCAUGAUGGGUCAUUGCAGAGGCCAAAAACAGUGCUACCUUAGUGGUGGGAAGACCAAUUCUUUUAACUCAGUUCUUUAUUUCUGUGUGACACCGGUGAGUCAUCAGCUCUGUUGAAAUUCAUGUAAUGACUCACAUUCGCGCUCCUUUAAUUCAGGAUUAAUUGAUGCCAAAAAUUAAUGAAUUAGCAACUGACAUGGUAACAAAAAAAAAAACACACUGUUGUAGCUGUGCCAUAAAAUAAUUAAUUUAUGUGUGUGUCACACUAUGAAAAGAAGAAAGGAAUGAUCAUAGAUAGAAAGAAUUUGAGUGUUGACUGCAAAAUGUUGUUUAUCAUGACUAGACUGAAGCUAUUCUGAAAAGCAUUUAGAGUAUUUUGAAUAAAUAUACUUUUUAAAAAUCCUUUCAACUGAUAGUAGUCAAAUAACUACAUUUCAUGUCAGCAUGCAACUUGUGCAAAGAACAGCCCAGCUAAAGAUGCUGAUCACUGAUCACUGAUCACUUUUGUUCCUUGCUUGUGCUCCACUGGUAACAGGAAUUAUAUUCAGAAUCAUUCAGAAUUUCAUGGUUAUGGGGAUACACCAGGAGACACUGAUGACGGAUAAUUAAAAGGGAGAAGAUAACACAGUGUGUGGCACUGUGGCCUUAGUCCAGAUGGUAGAGCUUCAGAAAUGUUUCUUAGGAGAAACCCAGCUAAUUGUGGCUAAUGAGCUCACGUAGCGUUCAGAAAGUUCUGGAAGCAGCCAUCAAACCAGCAGAGCCUUUGUACAUGCAACUUUUAAUCGAUGCAGGCUCAUCACAGCCCAAAAUCUGAGCUUGUGUCUCAGUGUGGGGCCCAAUCUCUAGAGGUAAAGAGAAAGGAAAAGCGUAAUGAACCUGGGAAGUGGCAUAAUUAUACUUAAGGGGGAAAGACAGGAUCUGCCUGCCAGCUCUCAUCAGCCUGGCAGGCAUAAUUCAACACCAGCUCUCACCAGUCCUCCAAAGCUACAUGUCUGUGAGGGAAAGGUUAGGAUUUUAAUAUUACUGCAGAAAACACAACCUGGAAUCUAACUAUCGUCAUGUGGAGAACAUUAUGCAAUUGAAACAUUAAUAAACAAUUCAAGAAAGCACAAAUUCUAGCUUAAUAAUGGAGUACCCCAGAUUUUAAUCUCAUAACAGUGGUGUCCUAAUAAACUUAUAUUAUCGUAGCAGGGCUUGUUUCCUACUGAGAGUUUGAAUUAAACCAGGAGAAGGCUUAAAUCUAGAGCACUUUAUUCUGUUUUAAACACAAGACGUUUCGAAACGUCUUAAAUUUUCCAUUUUGAAAACAAGGUCCUGGACUAACGAGCUGAAUUUCAAUCACCUGUGUUGGCCCUCAGGUCGGCUCUCACUAACGAGGUUAACAGCAAACACCUGUGCCUCCCUAGUUAGAGCACAGAGACCCCACAGUAUAAAGUUCCCAAAUUUCUUGUGUCUCUGUUUACUGACCAUUAAUCUGACACUUCUGAUUUUUGGUUACUUUAGUCGUGGAGCAGUUUUAAUCUUCCUUCUGGGAAUUAGUUCAUUUAAUAGAAAGGGUUAAAUGCAGAAUGGUUCCAAACAAACCAUGUCUGUGAAUGCCAUCAAUCUGGUUUAAAAUGCCACUUUAGUCUUGACUACAGGCUUGUAUGAAAGUAGGAAACUGGCCCUUACUGUUGAAAUGUAGCUUAAAGUUUACAAUUGGUAAACAUGCAGUCAGACGAAGCAGCUCUAGGUUGGAGAAACUAGGUACACAAAACACCCAACAAACAAACCACGUGAUGUUUUUGAGUUUCUGCUAGCAUUCACAAAAAGAAGGAUGCACAAUCUGGCUCUCAAGAGCUAAUGUUGCCACUUAAAAAAAUGGCAGUUUUAUUUUAGAAAGACACCCUCCAGACAAACUAACGGGAUCACAAAGUAGUAACAUGUCUAGAGAAGAAACGCUGAUAAACACUGUAGCAAGUACUCAGAACUUAGCACCAAAACCUUCACACCGACAGCAUUUUGAUAGCGAUGUAUCUUUACAGUAGCUGCUUGUGUAAUGCUUUGUCGUUAACCCUGUGGAGUUGAGAGGAUGAAGCACGCAAAAACCAUAUCUAUGCCUGGGGAGUGUGCUGCAUUACAGGGAUUGUUCAGGUGUUAAAGAAGCCUGCCUUACCUAAUGGGAACGAGGAAUCCUUUCUGUCCAUCUGAACAGCACUUGCCUUUAUGUUUGAUAUUGUUUUUAAGAGAUUGUAGGCAGAAUAUGUUUGUUAGUAUUGUAACUGAAAAAUCAUCCUCCAUCUCCUGUUUUAACAUAAGUUGUCAUAAACAAAGAUAGGACUUCAAUAUAAUAUAUGUAAAUGGUUAAUCAGUCCAUUGAUUGAAAUAUUCUUUAUUUUCAGUGUUGCAACUGCAUUUUACAUGUAUCACUUUAAAACCAGGUUUUCUGGCCAGAUGUUUACAAAGAAAAAUGCAACUUCAUUUUGAGUGUAAACAACCAUUAUAUAGUCAAAUAAAGCUAAUAUUAUAUAAUCUAUAAUAGGUCACACUACAGAAGUGGUUUACAUCUUUCUAACAGCAUGGGAAGUUAAAUAAUAUUAAACAACAACAGUUUUAAAUGAAAAACAAUCUUUAUGUGAAGAAAACAGUCUUUUCCCAUUAAAUACAACUGUCUGUGUUAGUCACAGUAAUGUAGAUGUCCUUAUGUUGCCCAUAAACAGGCAAUCUGGUCAGUAUUAGUUGAAUGAGUUAUUGAAGUAUGUUCAGUGAAUUCAUAGUAUUAUCUAUUUAUAGUAUUCAUGUCCUAUAAAGUGCAUUUUAUAAAAUGGCCAUAAUGGGGGGAAAAAAAGAGACAAAGGUCAAAGGCCUUAUAUCUAGUUUGGAAAACAUGGCAAAAGACAUCAGACUGUGAAUUAACAGAACAUCAUCUAAACUUCAGUUCAUAAUUGUCAUGUUUUAUUUGAGGUAUUAAUAUAGAAGUAUUGUUAACUGAGUAUUUGGUUUGUGGUCUGCCAGCCAAAUUUAAAGGCAACAGCUGGUGAAAUGUAUCUUCAAGAGGCAAAACACCUUCAAUUUGUUAUCGUAAAAGUGAAUUAUUUGUCCUUGAAUUGUAAAUGCCUGUGUUGCUGUUUAUUGGAUUAUACCUUUGGGAGAUGUCUAUGACCUUGAAUAAAGAUUGUAUGUAAAUUUGAA